Messenger RNA from Halichondria panicea, 2240 nucleotides. RefSeq names its product carnitine O-palmitoyltransferase 2, mitochondrial-like. The transcript is spliced from 10 exons. Gene Ontology annotation, biological process: fatty acid beta-oxidation. Lineage: Eukaryota; Metazoa; Porifera; Demospongiae; Suberitida; Halichondriidae. Gene Ontology annotation, molecular function: carnitine O-palmitoyltransferase activity. Gene Ontology annotation, cellular component: mitochondrion. Bases 136 to 2145 code for a protein of 669 amino acids. The record is from RefSeq and is a predicted model, not a curated record.
UUGUUUUUUUGUUGGGCACUUUUUAGAACACGGCGCAGCUGCACUGCACUGUACUAGCAUCAGAGCGAGGACCAGAGUGCUGUACUGUGGGUGAGAGGUUUUAUUCUACAGCCCCCUAAAUGUGCUCUUGAGAAAAUGUCCUCAGUGUGUAGAUUCAAGAUACGUUGCCUUUGGUUGCAGAGUUGGAGACUGGCUCAUGGCUCUCUAUCCUCUGUCAGUGUUCACAAUUCUUCCAAGUACAGUACCCUGGGUGGCGAUGGUGAGGAGCGAUAUAUUCAGACAACCACGAUCCCCACCCUCCACUUUCAACCUGGCCUCCCGAGACUGCCGAUCCCAAAACUUGAGCUCACCUGUCAGCGUUACCUGGCUGCCCUGAGGCCUACUGUGAGUGAGGAGCAGUAUCGAUCCACAGAGGCCAUUGUCAGGGAGUUCGGCAAUAGUGGGGGAGAAGGUGACGCACUCAAUAAGAGGCUCAUAGCUAAGGAUCGCAAAAACAAGCACACCAGCUAUAUCACCGAGCCAUGGUUUGACAUGUACUUAAAGGCUCGAGAUCCUCUUGUUCUCAACUACAAUCCUUUCAUUGCCUUCAAGGAUGACCCUCAGGGGAUCACAGAUCAGGCAUUAAGAGCAGCCAACUUCAUUCGAUCAGCCGUGAGGUUCAGAGCUGCACUCUGGGACAAAACUCUGCAGCCAGAGGUAUUCCAUCUCAAUCCUACUGUAUCAGAUAAUGCAUUCUUCAAGAAUGCUGUCAGACUGGUGCCUGGCCCCCUGUCCUGGUAUGCAGCUGCUCUAAUCUGGAAGGCAUUCCCUCUGGAUAUGAGUCAGUACGACAGACUGUUCAACAGCACCCGGGUGCCAGAGAUUGGCAAGGACUGCUUAUUGUCGUUUAAGAAUGAGGCACCAAAGCAUCUGGUGGUGAUGAGGAGUGGACAAUUUUACAGCAUUGACGUAGUGCAAGAAGAUGGGCUUGCUGUACCAACUGAGACUGUGUGCAGUCAACUUAGAGGAAUACUUUCAGAUACAACUCCGGCAGCACAACACCACGUCGGCUACUUAACCGGAAUCAAUAGAGACAAGUGGGCGGAGCUGAGGAAGGAACUUGUCAGCUCUGAGAAGAACAGAGAGGCCAUCAGAUGUAUAGACUCUUCAAUGUUUGUGCUGUGUCUUGAUGACAGUGAUCCCGAUAACGUCACUGAUCUUUCACACAACAUGCUCCAUAACCAUGGUCAGAAUAGGUGGUUUGACAAGUCCUUUUCGCUGACAGUGACCAAAGGAGCCCGUGCUUGCAUUAACUUUGAGCAUGCCUGGGGCGAUGGCGUAGCAGUGUUGCGACUAUUCAAUGAGCUCUACAUGGACUCUCACAGGAGGCUAACCACAUGUACUGCUCAGUCCACCAUGAGUGGUGUCAAUAGGCUGGCCUUCGACCUGUCUGAGUCAAUGAAGGGUGCAAUUGAGGCUGCAAAGAAAGAGAUAGAAAGCAAUACGAAGAGACUGAAAAUCAAUUCCCUUCAAUAUGAGAAGUAUGGAAAGAAUUUCCUUAAGAAGUCGAAAUUAAGCCCUGAUGCUAUUUUACAGUUGUCUAUACAGAUCGCCUAUUACCGACUGUACAAAGGCACUGUUGCUACGUACGAGUCAUGCAGUACAGCUGCCUUCAAGCAUGGGCGCACAGAGACAAUCAGAUCAGCAAGUAUGGCAACAAAAGCUUGUGCAGAGGCUUUUGAGCCUGAUCAUCCAGCCGGACCCGAGGAGCUAAUGGCCAUGAUCAAGACUGCUGCUGACUACCACAGCAAGCUGGUUCGAGAAGCUGCCAUGGGUCAAGGUUUUGAUCGUCACAUGUUUGCUUUAAGAAACCUGGCUGCAAGUGAACAGCUACCACCACUACCAAUCUUCGAAGACUCCUCUUACAAGUCUCUCAGUCACAUCAUCCUGUCGACGAGCACGCUCACUUCAGACUCAGUUCUAAUGGGAGGGUUUGCCCCCGUGACCCCUGAUGGCUAUGGGAUAGGCUACUCCGUCUUAGAUGACUGGAUGGGCACUCAAGUGAGCACUUACAAAACAAGAGAUGGAGCAGAUUUUGUAGAGAAAUUAGAGACAGUAUUCAAUGACCUGUACGAUGUGUUCAAUGGGAAUAACUUUAAGCAGUAAUAGACUGAUAGUUAUACACAGGUCAUUUUGCAGCCAUUUAAUUACGAUAAUAGUGUUUCUGAAGCAAAAUUAUUAUUUUGUAUUGUACAAUGAUG